This is a messenger RNA of Cajanus cajan (pigeon pea), 1518 nucleotides long. RefSeq names its product methionine aminopeptidase 1A. Gene Ontology annotation, molecular function: metalloaminopeptidase activity. NCBI's taxonomy places the organism in Eukaryota, Viridiplantae, Streptophyta, Magnoliopsida, Fabales, Fabaceae. The record is from RefSeq and is a predicted model, not a curated record. Gene Ontology annotation, cellular component: cytosol. Gene Ontology annotation, biological process: proteolysis.
UAAAUAAAUAAUACUUUCCUUGACCAGUCCAAGUUCAAAGAGAGACUUUUCCUUGAUCAACACGAAGUUGUAUCUCUUGCGCGCGUCGUUCCGAACAUAUUUGCAACGAACCCUAGCUUUGAGUUGUUUGCAAUCGAUGAUGGCUGCUGAAUCCAAAAACACCGUCUCUUGUGCUAACUGUAGCAAACCUGCAAAUCUUCAGUGUCCGAAAUGUAUGGAGUUGAAGCUUCCUCGUGAAGGUUCUGCCUUCUGCUCUCAGGAAUGUUUCAAGUCUUCAUGGAGCUCGCACAAAUCAGUGCAUCUGAAGGCAAAACUAUCCUCACCUGGAGCACAAAAUUCAGACUCACUUGGUGAAGGUUGGUUAUAUUGUUUGAAGGGAGGGCAGGCUCGAACUCCAAAAUGUCCUCACUUUGAUUGGACAGGACCACUGCGGCCAUAUCCCAUUUCUAGCAACCGAAUUGUCCCAGAUCAUAUUGAUAAACCUGAUUGGGCUGAUGAUGGAAUUCCCAAAAUUGAGCCCAAUAGUAGUCUGCAGUAUACUGUUGAGGUCAAAACUCCAGAUCAAAUAGAGAGAAUGAGGGAAACUUGUCGGAUUGCAAGGGAGGUGUUGGAUGCAGCUGCUCAGAUUAUUCAGCCUGGUGUGACAACCGAUGAGAUUGACAGAGUUGUUCAUGAGGCAACUAUUGCUUCAGGAGGAUAUCCAUCACCUCUUAAUUACAAUUUCUUCCCUAAAUCUUGCUGCACGUCAGUUAAUGAAAUAAUCUGCCAUGGAAUUCCUGAUGCAAGGAAGCUUGAGGAUGGUGACAUUGUAAAUGUUGAUAUCUCUGUGUACUAUAAAGGUGUUCAUGCCGAUCUCAAUGAAACAUACUUUGUGGGAAAUGUUGAUGAAGAGUCUGGCAAACUAGUAAAAUGCACAUAUGAGUGCCUGGAGAAGGCAAUAUCCAUUGUUAAACCUGGGGUACGAUUCCGUGAGAUUGGUGAAGUUAUUAGUCGCCAUGCAUCAAUGUCUGGCUUCUCAGUGGCAAGAUCAUAUUGUGGUCAUGGAAUUGGUGAGCUCUUCCAUUGUGCACCAAACAUCCCUCAUUAUGCGAGAAACAAAGCAGUUGGUGUGAUGAAGGCUGGGCAGACCUUUACAAUUGAACCAAUGAUCAAUGCAGGUGUCUGGCGUGAUCGAAUGUGGCCUGAUGGAUGGACUGAUGUUACAGCAGAUGGUAAACGAAGUGCUCAAUUUGAGCACACUCUUUUGGUGACAGAGACUGGUGUUGAAGUUUUAACAGGGAGGUUGCAGACAUCACCCAAUGUUUUCCCUUGGCUAAAUUCGUAAUCAUGGGGACACAUGUUGAAGUUUAAUAACAUACCUAUCACCAAAAAAAAGAAGUUACCGUUUAUAGUUGAGAACAUAUUAAUAUAUUUAAAAAUAAAUAUAUGUUCUUAUAAUUAAGAUUAAAAUAAUACUUUCAUUUAUUUCUAAUAAUCUUUCUGAUUAAUGAGUACUUUUUUAAUUAAUGAGUGUGACUU